This is a messenger RNA of Aphidius gifuensis, 2306 nucleotides long. RefSeq names its product centrosomal protein of 131 kDa-like (gene dila). NCBI's taxonomy places the organism in Eukaryota, Metazoa, Arthropoda, Insecta, Hymenoptera, Braconidae. The record is from RefSeq and is a predicted model, not a curated record. Gene Ontology annotation, cellular component: centriolar satellite. The coding region runs from base 145 to 2259 and encodes 704 amino acids. The transcript has 8 exons. Gene Ontology annotation, biological process: intraciliary transport involved in cilium assembly; regulation of centrosome duplication; cilium assembly.
AAAAAAAAAUAAAAAUAAAAUGAAAAUGUCAAUUAAGUAAUAAAGAAAAAAAAGAGCUAAUUAAAAAUAAAAAGGUAAAAUUGAAAUUAAAAAAAAAAAGUUAUUACUUUUGUGAAUAUAAAAUUAAGUUAAUUAUUUAAAAAAAUGAUUAGUAUUGUUCAUCCUCAAGUUGCAACAAAACCACCAAUAAAUAAACAUUGUACUAUUAAAAAACCAUUAAAAAAAUGUAAAUUAAUACAAAAAAAAUUAGAUAAUAAUAAUAAUAUUAAUGAAAAAAGUGAAGCUUUAAAAAAAGAUACAAUUGAAUUACCUGAUAGCUGUAAUAAUAAUAGUAAUCAAAAAUUUAUUGACAAUAAUUCAACGUCAUUUGAUAAAUUAUGCAAUAUGAUAAAUGAUUUGGAAAAAAAUUUACAACAAGAGCAUGAAGUUUUGUCAGUAAAUCAAUGUUUUUUACCAACUGAAGAAGUUCCAGUUGCAUCAACAAUUGAUCAUCAUGAACAACCGGAGAAAGAUAAACCUGCUGAAUUUUUUAUCAAGGAGGGAUCAACAUACGAGGAUAUUAUGAAAUUUUUAAAUACUCUAGAUGAUGAUUGUUCAAUUCCUGAUUUUUUAAAAAUAGAAAAACAAUUAAAUAAUAAUAAAUUACCACAAAAUAUUGAAGAUUUUUUUUUACAAAAAAAUAAACAACAAAUUGACUCAAAUAAUUCAACAAGAAAUAAAAAUAUAAUUAUUGGAAAAAUACGAGAUGAUGAAUUAGCAACAGCACUAUUAAAACUUGAAGAUCGUGAAGCAACAUUAAAAUUAUUAAAAGAUGAAUUAAAAAAUGAACGUAAACAAGCUUGUGAUAAAUUAAGCAAACAAAAAUUUGAUUUAACAAAUGAAUUACAAAAUCAAAAAAUUAAAUAUCAAAAUAUAAUAAAACGUCAUCAAAAAUUUAUUGAACAAUUAAUUGAAGAAAAAAAAGUAUUAACUGAAAAAUGUGAUAUACUUGGACAAAAAAUUAAAGAAAUUGAAAUAAAACAACAAAAAGAUAUUAAAGUAUUAAUUGAUAGACAUGCUAUUGAAAUACAACGUGCACGUGAAUUAUGUAUGGCAUCAGAAAAAAUAAGACGUGAACGUUGGCUUGAAGCAAAAACAUCCAAAAUUAAAGAAAUGACAGUAAAAGGUUUAGAGCCAGAGCUUCGAAGCAUGGUUGAUCAACAUCAACAAGAAAUUCAAGAUAUUAGAAGUGCUCAUAUGAAGGAACUUCAAGAUGUUGAACUUCGUACAAUACGAAGAUCAAAUCAACAACUUGAACAAUUACGAAUUGAAUUAACAGAAAGUCAUGAUAAAAUAUUAACAAAUGAAAAAGAUGCAAUGAGAAUGAGAUUUCAAAUUAAAUAUGAAGAACAAGAAAAACAAUUGCAAAUACAACAACGUAAUUAUUUUCAACAACUUGAAAAUGAAAAAAUUAAAUUCAAUAAUGAAUUGUCAAAAAAAACUACUGAUUAUAAUUUAUCACUUGAACAAUUGACCCAAAAAUUUCAGGAUAAAAUUGAACAAUUAAAAUGUCAAAAUGACAUUGAAAAAAAAAACAUAAAAGAAAUAAUUGAUGCUGAAAAAGAAGCAUGGAUUAACAAUUUUAAAAGACAACAAAAUAUUAAAUUAAGUAUAUCAGAGGCAAAUUUACGUGAACAAAUAAUAAAAGAACGUGAUGAACAAAUUGAAUUAACAAUUGAUCGUUAUGAAAAAGAAAAAAAUAAUAUUAAAAUAAAUUUACAACGUGAAACAGAUAAUACAAUAAAAUGUUUGAAAGACAAAUACGAAUCCGAACUACAAGUUGUUUGUGAGAAUGAAAAACUUGUAAGAGAUAAGCUAUUAUUAGCUGAAGAAAAAUACAACGAGCUAGAAAUUAAAUUAGAAAAAACCGAGACUAAAUUAGGAAAAUGUUUGGCUGAUUUUAAAGAAGAGACUUGUAUGGUUGAAAGAUUAACUAGAGAACGUGAUCAUGCUAAAAAAUUAGCAAGACAAGAAAUUGAACAUGAAAAACGUGAACUUGAAGAUAAAAUUUCGUCACUGUACAAAGAAAUAACUGAGAUUAAUAAAAAUCGUGAUACACACAUGACACAAUUAUACAGCAGAAUAAAAUUAAUAAUAACACAAAAAGAUAUGUCAAUUAAAAAUAUAACAAAUCAAGCUAAUGAUUUUAAAAAUAAAUGUGAACAUUUAGAAAAAUUAUUGGAUCAACAGAGAAAAGAAUACGUGUUAAAAAAUUUAUAAGAAUAAUUUUUUUUCUCUACUGAUUUUAAAAUAAUAAUUUAUUAAAA